AUGGUUGUUGAUGAUGUCUUGAAAUUUGGCGAGAAAUGGCUGAGUCCACCAAUUAUCGAAGCUCUAGUACACAAAAUAAAUUUAAACUCUCUAAAUGCGUUGCAGGAAAAGGCUAUACCUGUAAUUUUAUCAGGGAGAGAUGUACUAAUUCGCUCUAGGACUGGAUCUGGGAAAACCCUCGCCGCCAUAAUACCCAUGGUAGAACUGCUUACCAGUGAUGGAGAGAAUGCAGAUAGACAAUAUCCUAGGGCAUUAAUCUUAGCACCAACUUCCGAACUAUGCCUUCAGAUUUAUGAUGUUGUAUCUCAAGUAAUAGAAUACCUACAAGACCACUUAACUGUUGUUGUAAAGAUAUCUCACCAUUCAAUUGUGGAAAACGUGGCUUUGGGUAAAAGAUACAAAAAUUUGGUUGAAAAGUACGAUAUACAGGCUGAAACUGAAGAGAUUGACAACUUUGGAGACAUUCUUAUCUGCACUCCCACCAGUUUUAUCCGUGAUGUAAAGGUGGCAAAUUUACAUAAAUAUUUGAAGUUUUUGCUGAUUGAUGAAGGGGAUAUGCUAUUUUUAAUGGGGUUUGAGGAGGAAAUUGAGAAAAUUGUAAAGCUUCUUAGGCCUAAUGCCCAGACAAAAUCUUUCCAAACGGUUGUACUAUCUGCUACACUAGAUGAUAAUGUUGACAAACUCAACGGAAUGAUCUUAUACAAACCCAAGUUGAUUGACAUGAAAGAUGAAAUUAAAAUGGGCGUAUUAUCAGAAUUAAUUAUCAAAGUCAACGAAAAUGACAAAUUCCUCAUUAUUUACAUAUUUUUGCGCUUCUCUGUGUUGCCCAUGAAGUGCUUGAUAUUUGUCAAUACAAUUGAACGCGCCUACUCUCUCAAAUUGCUAUUAUCUGGCUUACAAAUAGACUGCGUAGCUAUAUCGCCUAUCUUAGCGCUUGAAACGCGCAGUUCUAUCAUCAAUUCAUUCAACAAAGGCACUUUCAAGAUCCUAAUCGCAUGUCCCGAUAAGCUAGGCGGUAAAUUUUCAUUAGAUCGGGGAAUUGACUUCAAAGGUAUAACUUGCGCCGUAAAUCUUGAUGCGCCGCACUCGGAUAAGGAUUAUGUUCAUAGGAUAGGGAGGACGGCUAGAGCUGGGUCGAAUGGAAUUGCGCUGACGUUUAUUAGCAACGAAGUUGACCAUUUUCUAUUAUCAAGACAGGAUAUCAAGUACAUUGAAUUGCCUCUUGGGGUAUUGGAACAAAUGCGCUAUCGUUUUGAUGAUGUUAUGAGGAAUGUCACUCCAAAUGCCAUUAGUUCUGCUCAACUUCAGGCCAUUUCAAAAUCUGCCCUUACAUCAUCUAAAUUGAAGGACUAUUUUGAGACAAAUCGCGGUGACUUUGAUGCAUUACAGAUAUAUGCCAGUCAGACGGAUAUCAAAGGGGUAAAAGAUAAGAAGCACCUAUCACUAAUACCAAGCUAUUUGUUGUCUGAGGCGUUGACAGAACACUUGGCAGAGUUGAGGAAAUUUGUUUAUGGAUCGGCAAGCAUAGUCUUAGACGACGAUAAAACUAACAAAUUGUAUUACUGUGAAAAGAAGGCAUUUAAGGGUGGUAAACACAGGAAUAAGGAUCACAACAUUGACUAUUCAACUACAGCACCUGAGUACCUUCCUGCACUUUCAAGGAAGAAGAAAUCAGGGAUAGCCAAGUCUUUAAAAGCCUUAGUACAGAAGAAGACCAAGCGCAGGAUAAAAUCCAAGAAAGAAAAGAAAUUUGCCAGACAGCGGAAGAAAAACAAACGAAAGUGA
This is a messenger RNA of Babesia microti strain RI, 1785 nucleotides long. Its product is annotated as DEAD/DEAH box helicase. The coding region runs from base 1 to 1785 and encodes 594 amino acids. Gene Ontology annotation, cellular component: nucleolus. Gene Ontology annotation, molecular function: nucleic acid binding; ATP binding. Lineage: Eukaryota; Apicomplexa; Aconoidasida; Piroplasmida; Babesiidae. The record is from RefSeq and is a predicted model, not a curated record. The transcript has 9 exons.